AGUGAGUAAUCAAAGUAAGAGUAAUGCCAUGGACUAAUGACAGCACCUUCUCUGGGUUCAUUCUGGUAGGUUUUUCUGACCGACCUCAGUUGGAGCUGGUUCUCUUUGGGGUAAUCAUGUCCCUUUACCUCAUGACACUCCUCGGCAAUGCUGCCAUCAUCCUAGUAUCCCUCUUGGACUCUAAACUCCACAAUCCCAUGUACUUUUUCCUCUCCCAUCUCUCAUUACUGGACCUUUGCUUCACCAGCAGUAUUAUUCCUCAGCUUCUAGUCAACCUGGGGGGUCCAGAUAAGUCUAUCAUGUAUGGAGGCUGUGUGGUUCAGCUCUAUGUCUCCCUUGCCCUGGGAUCCACAGAGUGUGUCCUUUUGGCUGUGAUGUCCUACGAUCGCUAUGUCGCAGUCUGUCGUCCUCUGCAUUACGCCUUUGUCAUGCACCCUCGGCUCUGUCACAUCCUGGCAUCUAUGGCGUGGCUCAGUGGUCUGGCAACCACCCUCAUACAGUCCACUCUCACCCUGCAGCUGCCCUUCUGUGGGCAUCGCCAUGUGGAUCAUUUCUUCUGUGAGGUUCCUGUGCUCAUCAAGUUGGCUUGUGUGGACACCACCUUCAACCAGGCAGAGCUCUUUGUGGCUAGCGUCUUAUUCCUGGUGGUGCCCUUGUCACUCAUCCUGAUAUCCUACAGGCACAUCACCCAAGCAGUUCUAAAGAUAAAGUCAGCCAUUGGACGACGUAAAGCAUUUGGAACCUGCUCCUCCCACCUGACGGUUGUGAUCGUCUUCUAUGGAACCAUUAUCUUCAUGUAUCUGCAGCCAGUCAAGAGGAGAUCCAAGGACCAGGGUAAGUCUGUGUCCCUCUUCUACACUGUGGUGACCCCCAUACUUAACCCCCUUAUCUAUACUCUGAGAAAUAAGGAAGUGAAGGCAGCACUGAAAAAAAUUCUGAGGAGGGGGAGGGUAUAGCUCAGUGGUAAAGUGCAUGCCUAGCAUGCCCGAGGUCCUGGGUUCAAUCCCCAGUACCUCUAUUAAACAAACACACAAAUAAAUAAGCCUAAUUACUUCCCUCCCUCCGAAAUAUUUUAAAAAAGGAAAAAAAAUUCUGAGGAUAACUUUAUGAUUCAGUGGGACAUGAUUAUUAAAAGACAUUUAGAAGAGAGUUAUUUAGACUGAUUAAUGGAUAAUGACUCAGUAAAUGAUUUGCUCAUGUUCAUAAUUUUAUAAGUGAGUUUUAGUAGAAAAAAUUGUAAACAGAGUUUGAAUUUUCCAGUUGGACGGACCUGAGUUUGA
Molecule: messenger RNA, 1280 nt
Organism: Camelus dromedarius (Arabian camel)
Lineage: Eukaryota; Metazoa; Chordata; Mammalia; Artiodactyla; Camelidae
Product: olfactory receptor 2G2-like
Exons: 1
Coding region: 24-956 (310 amino acids)
Biological process (GO): detection of chemical stimulus involved in sensory perception of smell; G protein-coupled receptor signaling pathway
Cellular component (GO): plasma membrane
Molecular function (GO): G protein-coupled receptor activity; olfactory receptor activity
Source: RefSeq, a predicted model, not a curated record